Messenger RNA from Bipolaris oryzae ATCC 44560, 15477 nucleotides. RefSeq lists its product as uncharacterized. Gene Ontology annotation, biological process: secondary metabolite biosynthetic process; amino acid activation for nonribosomal peptide biosynthetic process. Gene Ontology annotation, molecular function: phosphopantetheine binding; S-adenosylmethionine-dependent methyltransferase activity. The record is from RefSeq and is a predicted model, not a curated record. The transcript has a single exon. The coding region runs from base 1 to 15477 and encodes 5158 amino acids. NCBI's taxonomy places the organism in Eukaryota, Fungi, Ascomycota, Dothideomycetes, Pleosporales, Pleosporaceae. Gene Ontology annotation, cellular component: cytoplasm.
AUGGGUGACAUAGGAAAACCAUUACAGGUCGACAUGGAUAAGAGUGAUGUCGACAGGAUAUGGGAGAGGAAUUUCGGGAUCAUACCAGCAGUCGAGCAUUGCGUUCACGACUUGUACGUAGAGCAAGCAAAAGUUCGACCUAACGCGCCUGCUAUCUGCUCAUGGGACGGCGAGAUGACCUACAAACAAUUGGACGAGCAUUCAACACAACUAGCGAGCUACCUAGCUGGUCUGGGUGUUGUAGCCGAGGAAAUGAUACCAUUAUGCUUUGAGAAGUCAAUAUGGACAGUGGUAGCCAUGCUUGCUGUCAUAAAAGCUGGUGGUGCGUUUGUUCCGCUGGAUCCAUCUCACCCAAGGUCUCGCCACGAAGAGAUAUUCAAACAGACCAAAGCUAAGGUGGUACUUACUUCCGUACAAUACGCAAAUCUUUGGCCAAAUUCAACGCAACAGAUUCUUGCAGUCAGCAACGCCUUGAUCAACCAGCUAUCAGUCGAGACUAAAGUUUGUUCCAAAGUCAAGCCAUGGAACGCUGUAUAUGCGAUGUUCACAUCUGGUAGUACUGGAGUUCCAAAGGGUGUUGUCUUGGAGCACGGAGCAAUCACGACAAGCUGUCUAGCUCACGGGAAAGCGAUGAGACUUGGACCCAACUCUCGAGCCCUCCAGUUUGCAGCUUAUACUUUCGACAUUUGCAUCGCUGAAAUAUUCACCACACUGAUAUUUGGCGGAUGCGUUUGCAUUCCCUCCGAAGACGACCGACGUAACGCCUUGUCAGAAGUCAUCAACAGCAGCAAUGUCAACUGGGCGCAACUCACACCAACAGUCGCGCGUCUACUUGAUCCCCUAACAGUUCCGUCCCUAGAGGUGCUCGUCCUGGGAGGAGAGCGAGUGGACGACGCCGAUUGGAAAAGAUGGAAUGACAAUGUCGUACAGAUAAACGUAUAUGGCCCAACAGAAUGUAGCAUUUGGUGCACUUCACAUCAAAACACUGGUCAGGGGUUUCAGUCAGGGAUGAUCGGUAGAUCAAUGGCUUCAGUCAGCUGGGUGACUGACCCAGACGACCACAACCAGCUGGUGCCCUUCGGCGAGGUUGGAGAACUUCUAGUAGAAGGACCCAUUCUAGCACGUGGCUAUCUCAACGACACAUUGAAGACUGAGGCCGCCUUCAUCAGCAACCCCCCCUGGCUGAUGAAGGGUAGCGACGAUCAUACCGGACGGCAGGGAAGACUGUACAAAACGGGAGAUCUAGUCUACUAUAAUGUAGAUGGCGACUUGGUCUAUGUAGGUCGAAAGGACAGCCAAGUCAAGGUGCGCGGCCAACGAGUUGAGUUGGGUGAGAUUGAGCACCACCUCCACCAAUGCAUGCCAGGUGUCAAACAGUUGGCUGCUGAAGUCAUUUUACCAACAGGAGACCAGGGCAAAGCAAUGGUAGCAGCAUUUCUGCAGCUGAGCGAAGAGACACAUCACACACUCACCAGCCAGAUUUCUGACAGCGACUCUGAAGUGCAAGUCAUCUUUCCAACUCAAGUGAACGAGCAGCUAGCUCAGAGAUUACCAAGAGAUAUGGUGCCCGAAGUAUACUUUGUAGUGACGGAAUUUCCAUUAACAACGUCCGCCAAAGUAGACAGGCAGCGGUUACGUAAGAUUGGAGCAUCCUUUUCCGCACAGCAAUUGGCCCAAUUGCGGACUCGAGGCGAUGGUCCAAAGCGACAACCAGAUACAGAAAAAGGAAAGACUUUGCAGCAACUAUGGUCGCAGGUACUUAGCAUUGAUUCACAGUCCAUCGGUAUGGAUGACAGUUUCUUCAGUCUGGGUGGCGACUCGAUCGCGGCUAUGAAGCUGGUGGGCGAAGCACGUAGGUCAGGGAUACAGAUCAGCGUUGCAGUCGUCUUCCGCAAUCCCACAUUGGACCAGUUGACCUCUGCAGCAGUUGCUUCAACUGACAGCUCUUUUGCUAUCAUUCCGCACGUUGGAAGUGAUGGACCUGUUGCGCAAUCAUUUGCACAGGGUCGAAUGUGGUUCUUGGAAGAAUUACACUCUGGUCUGACAUGGUAUCUCAUGCCAGUUGUAGUGCGUAUUCGUGGCCCGCUGCAGCUCUCGGCGCUAGAAUCUGCGCUAAAUGCGAUCGAGAGCCGUCAUGAAACUCUCCGGACAACUUUCGAAACCAUUGGAGAUGCAAGCAUGCAGGUGGUUCAUCCGUUCCAUCCUAGGGUGAUGAGCGUCGUCGACAUAGACGAACAGGACCUCACAGAUGCUGUGCACCGAGACCAGACAACCCCCUUUGACUUACGCACUGAGGCCGGGUGGAGGGUUUCGAUCUAUCGCAUCAGCAAAGAAGACUAUGUGCUGUCCAUUGUUAUGCACCAUAUCGUCUCGGAUGGCUGGUCCACUGAUAUACUUACGCGAGAGUUGGGCGUAUUCUACUCAGCCUCGAUACAAGAUCAGGAUCCCAUUUCUUGUGUGCAACCUCUGCCUAUCCAAUAUCGGGAUUUUUCAGUGUGGCAGAGACAACAAGCACAGGUUGACAAUGACCAGAGUCAGCUCGAAUAUUGGUCCAAUCAGCUGAAAACCAGCAGGCCAGCAGAGCUGCUGUGCGAUAAACCCCGGCCUGCUGCUCUAUCUGGACAAGCUGGAAAGCAAAAGCUCGAUAUCGAUGGACCACUUUACAGUAAACUACAACAAUUCUGCAAAACUCACGGAGUAACACAGUUCAUGGUCCUGUUUGCAGCCUUUAGAGCUACACACUUCCGUCUAACAGGUCAGAACGACGCAACGAUAGGCACUGUGAAUGCCAACCGAGAUCGAUGGGAGCUAAAAGAUAUGAUCGGCUUUUUCGUUAACUUGCAAUGCCUUCGGACUACGAUCACCGACGAGUCAUUCGAAGAACUAGUUCAGCAAGUUCGUGAAGCAACAAUUGCUUCCCUUGCUAAUGGAGACGUUCCAUUCGAAAGCAUCGUCUCUAAGCUAAAGAACACUAGAGACAUGUCUCGUCAUCCGAUUGUGCAGCUCAUUUUUGCCGUACACUCCCAGCGCAAGUUAGGACAUCUCACACUAGAGGGCAUGGAAACAGAGAGUCUCGACAAUGCACCGAAAUCGAGAUUCGAUCUUGAGUUCCACUUCUUUCAACAAGAAGACAGCCUAAGGGGAGAUGUUGUCUAUUCAACCGACCUUUAUACACCUGAGACGAUUAGCAACAUGCUAUCAGUUUUCCAAAUCGUUCUUGAGGGGUGCCUUGAAGACCCGAAAGCUGCAAUCGCCUCUCUACCGUUGUUGCGCGAAUCCAACUACUCCAAGCUCAAAGAAUUAGAUCUCAUUCGUGUUCAGAGGACUGAUUACCCACGUGAGUCGAGCAUAGUCGAUCUCUUCCGUCAGCAAGUAUCAACCUGUUCGUCAAGGAUUGCUGUUAAAGACCCGCUGGUAGAGAUGACUUAUGCCGAGCUUGACAAGGAAUCUGACAUUCUCUCCUGGUGGCUAGCUAAACAGUCGCUCGCUCCAGAGACAUUGGUAGGCGUAUUAGCAGGUCGAAGCUGCCAGACUAUUGUUGCAUUUUUGGGCAUCUUGAAGGCCGGCUUGGCGUACCUACCGUUUGAUACCAAACUACCAGCGAAGCGGAUGGAAAAUAUCCUUUCCUCGUUACCAGGCCAGAAAAUUGUGCUUGUUGGGGCUGACGUACAGUCCUCGAGCAUGAAGAUCGGUAGCGUCCAGUUUGUACGCAUCACAGACGCCCUCAACGAGCAGAUUGACGAAUCAUCCGAUUCCGGAAACAUCAUCAAGCCUUCAGCAACUAGCUUGGCCUAUGUCAUGUUCACAUCAGGAUCAACAGGCCAGCCGAAGGGUGCUAUGGUUGAACAUCGUGGUAUUGUGCGCUUAGUAAAAGACAACAAUUUUGUCCAGCACCUACCAGCCUCACCAGUCAUGGCGCAUAUGACGAAUCUUGCAUUCGAUGUCUCUACGUGGGAGAUAUACGCUUCUCUCCUACAAGGUGGAACGCUAGUCUGCAUCGACAGAAUGACAGUGUUGGAUCCAGAGGCUGUGUUGCGAACAUUCCGUCGAGAACAGGUCAAAACAGCAUUUAUGACACCAUCCCUUUUCCGAACCUACGUCCAGCAAUCACCUGCGAUGUUUGCUAACCUCGAGAUGCUUUGUCUCGGUGGCGAAGCACUUCAAUCAAAUGAUAUCCUUUCCAUAAAGACACUUCAGACAGGCAAGAUCAUCAAUGGCUAUGGGCCGACUGAAAAUACAACUUUCAGCACAAUUUUCGUUCUAUCAAAAGACGACCAGUACGCAAAUGGCGUGCCCAUUGGCCGUGCACUUAGCAAUUCUGGCGCCUAUGUCAUGGAUUCGAAACAGCAGCUUCUCCCCCUUGGCGUCGUUGGAGAGCUUGUUGUCACGGGCGAUGGCGUGGCGCGUGGAUACACUGAUCCUAAGCGCAACAUUGACCGUUUUGUUACAGUCGAGAUUGACGGCGAGAGUAUGAAAGCUUACCGUACGGGUGAUUACGUGCGUUAUCGUUCCGACGGCCAGCUGGAAUAUUUCGGACGAAUGGACGGACAGGUCAAAAUUCGAGGACAUCGCAUUGAGUUAGGCGAGAUUGAGCACGUUCUUCGCAGCCAUAAGUCCGUAAGUGAGGCCGUGGCUGUAGUGCAGCAGCAAAAUGCAGACGAGGCUGCUCGAUUAGCUGCGUUCGUCACAGUCUACGAGGGUAACGUAGUAGUUGACCAAGAGCCUAACGACAACGACGAGUCACAGCAUGUGGAUACAUGGGAAGACCAGUUUGAUUCGAAGGUCUAUAUGCCCAUUUCCAAUGUCCUUCCUGAAGCUAUUGGACGAGACUUCAUUGGGUGGACUUCCAUGUACGAUGGCAGCGCCAUAGAUAAGGCGGAGAUGAACGAAUGGCUUGACGAGACAAUCGAUACAAUGCUCAACGGCGGUAAACCUGGCAAGGUGCUUGAGGUUGGUACAGGAACUGGUAUGAUUCUGUUCAACUUAGGCGACGGUCUGGAAAGUUACAUUGGGCUGGAUCCAUCGCAAAAAGCCGUUGAUUUUGUCAAAGACACUGCCAGGUCCGUACCUACGCUAGCAGACAAGGUCAGAGUCUACAAGGCCACAGCGGCAGAACUUGAUCGCCUACCGCCUAUUGAUGCAAAUCUUGUUGUUAUCAAUUCAGUCGUUCAGUAUUUCCCAAGUCUGGAUUACCUUUUCAAGACUGUGCAGCAGCUGGUCGAGAUAGAGGGCGUCUCUACUCUCUUCUUUGGCGAUGUCCGAUCUUAUGCGCUACACCGGGAGUUUCUCGCAACGCGUGCGCUGUUUAUGGUUGGAGACAGUGCAGAAAAGUCUGAGGUCCGUCGCAUGAUUGCCGACAUGGAGAGAGUUGAAAGAGAGUUUCUAGUGGACCCAGGUUUCUUCACUGCUCUACCAGAGCGCUUACCAGAUUUUAUCGAGCACGUCGAAAUCUUACCAAAGAAGUUAAAGGCCACGAAUGAGCUGAGUUGCUACCGGUACGCCGCCGUCGUUCAUGUUAAGUCACGAAAUGGGCAAAAGCAAGAACCGGUGAUUCGAUGCGUGGGACACGACGAGUGGAUCGAUUUUGCUGAACACAGGCUGGACCGCCCGUCUUUCUUGAAGCAGCUCCAGAGCCUUUCCAGCUCGCCCACCAUAGCUGUGAGCAACAUUCCUUACAGUAAGACGAUUGUGAGCCGGUGUCUUAUCGACUCGUUGGAAGAUGACGUAGCAGAUACGUCUGAUUCGUCGAACUGGCUCUCUUCAGUGUACCAGCAGGCAGAACACUGCCCCUCUUUGUCUGCCGCUGAUCUACAUGAGUUAGCGGCCGAGGCCAAUUGCCGUGUUGAGAUUAGUUGGAGCAGACAGCACUCCCAGCGCGGUGGUCUCGACGCGAUAUUCCAUCGCUGCCAGCCACAAAAGGGAGAGAACAGAGUGAUGUUUCGAUUCCCCACCGAUCAUGCAGAGCGGCCUCUACACAGCCUGAGCAGCACGCCGCUACGGCAACAGGUCUUGCAGAGAACCCAAAAACAACUUCAGGAGAUACUUGAAGCCCAGCUACCCGCUUAUAUGGUCCCCCAGACAAUUAUGUUCCUAGACACGAUGCCAACCAACCAGAACGGCAAGGUAGACCGUACCGUUCUUACACAGCAAACGGAAAUUCAGACAGUAGAAGGCCAGGAAUUCCAACGAGAACUCACUAGGGCAGAGCUCAAAGUUCAGCAACUGAUGGCUCGCGUACUUCGCAUCAACGCGAACCGCAUUGGCCUAGAUGAUAGCUUUUUCCAGCUAGGCGGCGAUUCGAUUGCAGCUAUGAGAUUGGUUGCUAUGGCUCGCGAAGAAGAUAUCCAAAUUACGGUAGCAAAAGUCUUCCAGUACCCUAAACUUAUCCAACUAGCCGCUGUAGCCCAGGAGCAUGUCUACGUUCCUAGCGACAACAUCGUCCCAUUUUCUCUAAUCGACCCCGAAGUUGAUGCAACACAGACACACCAAGAAGUGGCGGCUAGUUGCAAAGUCGACAGGGGUCUUAUUGAGGAUAUCUACCCAUGCUCGCCGCUCCAGGAAGGCUUGAUGUCGCUAACUGUGAAGCGGCCAGGGGAUUACAUCAUGCAGACAGUGCUGGAACUGCGACCAGAUGUGGAUGAAGCAGCCUUUCAAAGUGCAUGGGAGAAAACGGUUCAGUCAUUACAAAUAUUGCGAACACGUAUCGUAGUACACAAGACGCUUGGUUUGUUGCAGGCUGUUGUGACGGACAAAAUGAAGUGGGCAGAAGCAGACGAUCUGACUGCUUACCUAGCUGAAGACAAACUGUCAUCUAUGCAGCUUGGUGAGCCACUUGCACGCUAUGCUCUGGUUCGAGACUCUCGUAGAGAAAAGCGGUGGUUCGUAUGGACAAUUCACCAUGCUAUAUACGAUGGUUGGGCGCUAACCCACAUUUUGAACGCUGUACAAACGGCAUAUAACGGCGCAGAGCCAGAGAAGCAGUUUGGUUUCAACAACUUCAUCAAGUAUCUUGGCCAGCUAGAUCAAGACGCUCUCGCAGCAUAUUGGGGGGCUACGCUUAGCGACUGCGAGGCGAAUGUUUUCCCACCACUACGACCCGGGGUGCAACAGCCAGUCGCGGAUGCAACAGCAGAAUAUCAAUGCCCUCCUCUCCCUAAAAGAACCUCAAACACUACAAUCUCGACACUCAUUCGCACAGCUUGGGCGAUCGUUGCCAGCGGCUAUACGAGCUCAGACGACGUUGUGUUUGGAGCGACAGUCACGGGUCGGAAUGCACCAGUGGCUGGCAUCGAGUCCCUAGUUGGACCCGUGAUUGCAACAGUGCCAGUACGAAUACGUUUACAGAGGGAUCGGACUGUUCUAGAACUUCUCGAAACGGUACAAAAACAGGCAACAGAAAUGAUUCCGUUCGAGCAAACCGGCUUGCAACGGAUCACGAAGCUAGUACCAGAAGCCCAAAAUGCCUGUAGCUUUCAGACACUUCUGAUUGUCCAGCCUGCAGAAGACGCAUUCCAAACAGACAACGUGUUUGGAAAGUGGGAAUUUGGCUCAGGACUACAAGACUUCACAACGUAUGCUCUGAUGGUACAAUGCAAGCUGGCUAAAGAGGGGGUCAAAAUCACGGCCAGCUUUGAUGCGCGGUUGGUUCAACAGUGGCAAGUUGAGAAGAUGUUGGCUCAACUAAGCUUCGUCAUGCAGCAGUUGGCCCGAGGAGACCUAAGCACAAGAGUCAGGGACAUUGAAAUACUCACGCCAAGUGACGAACAACAGCUGUGGAAUUGGAACCACAAGCUACCACCGACUAUCGAUCGUUGUGUCCAUGAUUUAUACCUGGAACAAGUAAAGUCUCAACCCAAAGCAGACGCGAUAUGUGCAUGGGAUGGUAGAAUGACCUAUGAAGAGCUGGACGAAACAUCAUCGCGCCUCGCACACCAUUUGACCAGCCUUGGGGUCAAACCAGAGAGCAUAGUGCCUCUUUGUUUUGAAAAAUCGAUUUGGGUGGUUGUAGCUAUGCUAGCUGUGCUCAAAGCAGGGGGUGCCUUUGCGCCCCUGGAUCCGAAUCAUCCAACAUCUCGUCACCAAGAGAUCUUCGACCAAACCAAAGCCAAUAUAGUCCUCACCUCGACACAGUACGCCAACAUCUGGCCAGAACGUUCUCAAAUUGUCGUGUCAAUCAGCAGAGACUUCAUUGAUCAGUUGCCGACCAAACCUUGCGACGUCCAGAUAGCGAUACAGCCAGGCAAUACAGCGUAUGUCAUCUUUACAUCAGGAAGUACCGGAGUGCCCAAGGGUGUUCAACUAGAGCAUAAGGCCGUUUCCACAAGUUGCAUAUGCCAAGGGCCUGCUUUAGGAAUUACAAAGAAUACUCGAGCUCUUCAAUUUGCUGCCUAUACAUUUGACGCCUGUAUUCUAGAGAUUAUCACGACUCUAGUACAUGGCGCUUGUGUAUGUAUUCCGUCUGAGAGCCAGCGACGCGACAAUCUCAUCGACACAAUCAAUGCGAUGGAUGUCAACUGGGCACUGUUGACUCCAGCUGUCGCGAGAAUCUUGGACCCACAGAAGAUUGUACCGUUGAAGACGUUGGUUCUCGGUGGUGAGAAAGUCAACGCUUCGGACUGCGACAUCUGGAGUGACCGCGUACAGCUAAUCAACGCUUACGGACCUACAGAAUGCUGCGUCUCUUGUGUCGCAAAUCCCGAUAUGAAGGGGCUUGAUCCGGAACCUAUCGGAAAGUCAGUUGCAUCGGUCGGAUGGGUAGCUAAUCCAGACGAUCACAACAGGCUAGCUCCGUUGGGCGCAGUGGGCGAACUGUUGGUCGAAGGACCAAACUUAGCACGCGGCUAUCUGAACGAUGCAAAGAAAACAGAAACUGCCUUUAUCAAUGAACCUCCCUGGCUACUUCGAGGCAGUGAAGGCUAUAGUGGGCGACGAGGCAGACUGUACAAGACUGGUGACCUGGUCUAUUACACCGCAGAUGGUAAUUUGGUCUACGUCGGCCGCAAAGACAACCAGGUCAAAGUGCGUGGCCAACGCAUUGAGCUUGCUGAGAUUGAGCAUCAUCUCUAUCAAUGCAUGCCAGACAUCAAAGAGAUUGCAGUCGAAGUGAUCUUACCAACAGGAGGAAAGCCAAUAGUAGCAGCGUUCCUGGAAGCAAACUCCGAGCUACUUAACAGCAGGAAGUCUGAUGGGGACUCUGGAGUCCAUGUUGUGUUUCCAGCCCAAGCAGACGACGAGCUGUCUCAACGGUUACCCCGGGAUAUGGUGCCUGGGGUUUACUUUGCGCUAGCAGAGUUCCCAAUAAUGACGUCUGGUAAGAUCGACCGAAAGCGACUACGCGAGAUUGGACGCUCGUUCUCAGCCCAGCAGCUAGCCCAGCUGCAAACACAGAGAGACAAGGGCCUAAAACGACAGCCAGAGACAGAGCAAGAGAAGGUGUUACAACAGCUAUGGGCGCAGGUGCUAGGCAUCGACGCUACUUCCAUUGGACUCGAUGAUAGCUUCUUCCGGUUAGGUGGCGACUCUAUCGCGGCUAUGAAGCUUGUGAGCGAGGCGCGCAGCGUUGACCUGAAGCUUUCUGUUCAGGACGUUUUCCAAGCGCAGCGACUUGGUCAGCUGGUCAAACAAUCACUUCACUCUUCCACUGAGAGUGUAAUCACAAAAGGCAAUCAUCGGGGGCCUGUCACCCAAUCCUUUGCGCAGGGCCGACUUUGGUUCUUAGAACAACUGCAUCCGGGGCUAGACUGGUACCUCAUGCACCUUGCCGUACGCAUCAGAGGCCCACUUCAACUCCAAGCUCUCCAAGCUGCAUUGCAGACAGUAGAGCGCCGCCACGAAACGCUAAGAACAACAUUUUCCACCAACAAUGGCGAAAGUCUACAGGAGGUUCAUCCUUUCCGUGAUGGAAAAGACCUAAAUGUCAUUGACAUCAACUCAAACGAUGACAAAGUUCUGCUAGAAGCUCUGGAAUUGGAACAAAAGACACCAUUUAAUCUACGAAGCGAGCCUGGAUGGAGAGUAUCUGUCUAUAAUAUCAACGGAGAGAAUCAUGUUCUGUCCAUCGUCAUGCAUCACAUCGUUUCAGACGGCUGGUCAGUUGAUGUUUUGAAGAAAGAACUGAGCACACUGUAUGCUGCUGCAGUUCGCGGCGAAGACCUGAAUUCCUCCCUACCGCCUUUACCCAUCCAAUAUCGCGACUUCUCUGUCUGGCAAAGGCUGCCGGGUCAAGUUCAAGAACAUCAGCGGCAGCUUGAUUACUGGAUCAACCAGUUGGACUCAAGCCGGCCAGCGGAAUUUCUGUAUGAUAAGCCCCGGCCAGCUACUCUAUCUGGCAAAGCAGGCACACAGAAACUCACUAUCAGCCACAAACUUUAUGAAAGGCUACAAAGUUUUGCGAGAGAACAUGGGAUGACUCCAUUUGUUGUCCUCCUCACUGUUUUCAGAGCCGCGCACUACCGCCUGACUAACCAGGAUGACGCGACCAUUGGAGUACCCAAUGCGAAUCGAAGCCGUUGGGAGGUUGGAGAUCUGAUUGGAUUCUUCGUCAAUAUUCAAUGUCUCCGAAUCAAGAUUCAGGAUGAAACCUUUGAAGAGCUGUUGCAACAGGUCUACACGACAGUAGUAGACUCACUUGCUAACCAGGACGUACCCUUUGAGAGUAUCGUUGCUGCAUUACAAGGAGACCGGGACAUUUCCCGCAACCCUCUUGCCCAGGUUGCAUUCGCUGUUCACUCACAGCAAGACAUAGGGAAGCUAUCGUUCGAUGGUGUCGAAACAGAAGUCAUAGAGGGCCUAGCUACCUCACGUUUUGACCUCGAAUUCCAUUUCUUCCAGGAACAGGAUAGUCUACAAGGCUACAUAUACUUCUCAGAGGAGCUCUUUUCUCCUGAGAGUAUACGUUCGCUAGCAUCCGUCUUUACAAGCAUCCUUGACAACUGUCUCGCCAAGCCAGAAACGCAGAUUGCGGUAGUGCCACUCAUGACCGACCAAGCACACAUUCAGCUCGAUCAGAUGGGACUCCUCGGCAUGAAUGAGACAGCCUAUUCUCGAGAUUCAAGCAUUGUCGACGUAUUCCGCCAGCAAGUCGCUAUGCAACCGUCCAGAAUUGCUGUUAAAGAUGCAUUGGCAGAGCUGACAUACACCGAGCUAGACGCACAGUCAGAGAAGCUUGCAAAAUACCUGGCGACGAAAUCGUUUCCUCCUGAAACGGCAGUUGGUGUUCUGGCGCGUCGAGGCUGUCAAGCAAUUGUUGCCUUUUUCGGUAUUCUCAAAGCCGGAUUGGCCUACCUUCCAUUCGAUUCAAAAGCACCAGAAAAGCGAAUGGAAGCGAUCCUAUCAACCAUUGAAGGAAAAAAGCUAGUCUUAGUCGGUCCAAAUAUCCGGUUGCCCGGUGCAGGACUCGAGGAUGUUGAAUUUGCUCACAUUGUCGACAUCUUGAACGCAGAUGAUAAUGCUGAAUUCACAAGAAACGAGCUUGAUCCUGCUCUGAAGCCCAGUCCUUCUAGUCUCGCUUACAUUCUAUUUACGUCUGGCUCUACUGGUCAACCUAAAGGAGUCAUGGUCGAACAUCGUGGCAUAGUUCGCCUGGCACAACACGACCAGAUGGAGCACUUCAGAUCAUCUGGAGCCACCGCUCAUAUGGCAAAUCUUGCUUUUGAUGGAUCUUCCUGGGAGAUCUAUACUUGUAUUCUGAAUGGAGGAACUCUGGCUUGCAUUGAUGCGACAACUGUACUGGACCAGGAUGCCCUAUUACGUGCCUUCAGGGAAUUCAAGAUCCGGAUCGCUUUCAUCACGCCUGCUUUGCUGAAAUAUAUCCUAGCCGAAUCUCCAAACACAAUCGGUAACUUGGAUACCCUCCUUGUCGCAGGAGACAGAGCCGACAUAGAUGACUUCUUUACCGCACGGAACCUUGUGACAAACAAGGUCGUCAACGCAUAUGGUCCUACUGAGAACUCGGUCAUGAGCACACUAUACAUGCUCUCUGAUCACGAGGAUUGCGUCAACGGUGUACCUAUUGGACGAUCUAUCAGUAACUCUGGGGCAUACGUGAUGGAUCCAGAGCAGAACCUUGUACCACUUGGUGUUGUUGGAGAGCUUGUUGUUACUGGAGACGGUGUUGCCAGAGGAUAUACCGAUCCAAAUCGCAAUGUUGACCGUUUCGUGACUGUUACAGUCGGAAACCAAACAGUGCGAGCCUACCGUACUGGAGACUAUGUUCGUCAGCGACCCACAGAUGGGGAAAUGGAGUUCUUCGGUCGCAUCGAUGGGCAAGUCAAGAUCCGGGGCAACCGUGUUGAACUUGGAGAGAUCGAGAGCGUCCUUCGUGGGCACAACUUUGUGCGUGACGCAGUGGUGGUAGCAGAAAAACAACAAGAGAAAGACCAACGACUUUUCGGUUACGUUACUCUGAAAGAAGGAUCCGAAAUGCCUGCCGGGAAGAACAGCGAUAGCAACCAAAUACAGCACGUGAGUGCGUGGGAAGACCGCUUCAACACAGAGAUAUACGCCCCGAUCAGCAGUAUUGAGUCUGGAACAAUCGGCCAGGAUUUUAUCGGAUGGACCUCAAUGUACGAUGGCUCUGAUAUUGACAAUACAGAGAUGAAGGAGUGGCUGAACGAAACUAUCAAUGCAAUCCACACCAAAGCCGGUGGACGAUUAGGAAACGUACUGGAAGUUGGAUCGGGAUCCGGCAUGAUUCUCUUCAACCUCGGAAAUACCCUAGAACAUUACACCGGAUUUGAGCCCUCAAGAAAGGCAGUCGACUUCAUUAUGGGGACAGCCAGGUCUAUCCCCUCACUCGCCAAUAAAGUGGAGAUGUAUAAGGCUACGGCCGCUGACAUCAGUCAAGUGGAUCCACCACUCCGGGCUGACACGGUGAUUCUAAACUCAGUUGUCCAGUAUUUUCCCAGCCAGGAGUAUCUCUUCAACGUAAUUCGAGACCUGCUCCAAGUUACAGGGGUCAAGACAUUGUUCUUUGGCGACAUCCGUUCUCAUGCUCUGCGCCGGGAAUUCUUUGCAGCCAGAGCCCUCUUUAUGGCGGGUGAAAGGGCUAGCAAAGAGGAUCUACGACGUAUGGUGGAAGACAUGGAACAAAUCGAGCGGGAGCUUCUGGUUGACCCUGGCUUUUUUACUUCAUUAGCAAGUCGUCUUCCCGAUUUAGUCCAGCAUGUGGAGAUUCAGCCCAAGCAAAUGAAAGCCACAAACGAGUUGAGCUCCUACCGCUACACGGCUGUGGUAUACUCUCGAUCCUGGAGUCCGCCAUCUGGAGCGCUUCGAACUAUCCCCGGUCAUGAAUGGGUCGACUUCAAGGACCAGAAACUGGAUCGUGUAUCUCUCCAACAGCGUAUAAAGGAUGUCUCAAGCACACAUCCUAUGGCCAUAAGCAAUAUUCCCUGCAGCAAAACUAUCUUUGGAAAUCGCCUUCUAAGCUCCUUGGAAGAUGAAAAGGCCAGAAAACCGGUCCACAUGGACUGGUCCGCUCUGAUUGACAAAGAAGUCAAGCAGACGCCCAGCUUCUCUGCCGUUGAUCUGGAUGAGAUGGCCAAGGAAGCAGGGUGCCAGGUGCAAAUCAGCUGGAACAGGCAAUAUUCACAGCAGGGUGGCCUGGACGCUAUAUUCUACCCUCGUCCAGUCAACGGUGAUGCUAGCAAGUCUGAACUGAUGUUUUCAUUCCCAACAGAUCAUACAGACCGGCCACAGCAAACCUUGAGCAACAAGCCAAUGCGGCAGCAGCUUGUUAAGGAAGUCCAACAGCAGCUAGACGAGCUUGUGAAACUUCAACUGCCUUCGUACAUGGCUCCGCAAUCCAUUCAAGUUCUGGAUAAACUUCCAAUCAACCAGAACGGCAAGGUAGAUCGAAAAGCCCUUGCACAAAGAACAAAAACGAAUGUGGUAGUUGGCCAAGACGCCCAACAACGAGAACUUACCCCUGCAGAACUCAAAGUGCAGAAGAUACUGGCGCGAGUACUCGGAAUUGACGCUAGUCGUGUUGGGCUGGAAGACAGCUUCUUCCAGCUAGGUGGAGACUCAAUUGCAGCUAUGAAGAUAGUAGCAGCAGCUCGAGAAGAGGAUAUCCAACUCACGGUUGCAAACAUCUUCCAGCACCCCAAGCUGGUCAACAUGGCCACUGUAGCUCAGUUCUCACAAGUAGUAGCUGAAGAGAAGCCAACUCAACCAUUCUCUUUCCUCUCGCCAACCGAAAAGGAGCAUCUUCUCCAGGCUAUACCUGCAAAUACCUCCAAGGUGGACAGAAACGACAUUGUCGACGUCCUUCCAACGACAUGGAUGCAGAAUCUGUUCAUCUCCCGAGGUGUCAACGUUCUACCCCUCGCUUUCAACUAUUUCUUCCUCGAUUUGGGAACACGUGUUGACGUUUCUCGCCUCAGACGCAGUAUCCCUGCUCUUGUCAAGCACUUCUCCAUACUUCGAACCAAGUUCGUCUAUGUCGAUGGAGUAUUGUGGCAAACUGUUCUUCGCAACCCGGAAGUUCCCUUUAUCAAGUUCGAGCUUGAUAUGCCUCUGGAUGAAGCAGCUGAUACUGUCUGUUUAGAGGAUAGUCGGACCACCGAGCCUCUAGAGCUGGCUACUGCUUUCUUGUUGGUACGAAGCUCCUCAGGCGAAUACCGUUUGGUAAUCCGCAUCACGCAUGCUCAGUACGACGGCGUUUGUUUCCCGUCAUUCAUAAAGACACUUUUUGCCAUUUACUCUGGAAAACCUGUAGAGCCUACACACAGCUACUCGAACUAUCUGGCCUACAUUCGGGGUAGAAGAUCGGUCUCAUCACAGUACUGGCGUAACCUCCUCCAAGGCUCGCGGAUAACAAAAAUCACCACGUUGCUCGGUCCUAGCAUCCGACAUGGCAACCACCCAGUUGAGAUUCAAACACAAAGUAUCAUUGGUAUGCCCCACGUCCCAACUGGUUUUACUCUCGCCUCAAUUGUCAGUUCGGCCUGGGCAAGGGUCCUCUCACAAAUCACCGGAGAAGAAGACGUCGUCUAUGGAUACAUGAUAGCCGGGCGCAACGCGAACAUCCCAAACAUUACGAAAAUUGUCGGUCCCUGCCUGAACAUCAUCCCCGUUCGAGCACAGGUCCAUCCAACAACUUCUUCAACCGACCUAGUGCGCGCAAUCCAAGAACAAUACAUUGCACUCGGCGAAGCCGAUUCAAUGGGCUUCGACGACAUUGUACGCACAUCCACAGACUGGCCAGCCGAUGCGCAUUACGACUCGGUGUUUCAGUACCAGAACUUGAAUGAACAUCCGGUGUUUGAUUUUGAAGGCACGGAUUCCAGGCUGCAUUGGUUUCAGAAUCCUGAUUCGGUACCGGCUAUCUUGACUGUGGUGGCCUACCCGCUUGAGGAUGGACUCAGAAUUGUGGUUAGGGGUAAUGAGCAUAUGAUUACGCCUGAUGGCGCGGAUUUGAUUAACAAGUCGCUCUGUGAGAUGAUUGGGAAAGUGUCUUCCUCACUGCAGGAGGCAUGA